Coregonus clupeaformis (lake whitefish) is the source of this 1289-nucleotide messenger RNA. RefSeq lists its product as uncharacterized. The coding region runs from base 63 to 1190 and encodes 375 amino acids. Lineage: Eukaryota; Metazoa; Chordata; Actinopteri; Salmoniformes; Salmonidae. The record is from RefSeq and is a predicted model, not a curated record. The transcript is spliced from 2 exons.
AGGACGGUAGUCAGGAGGCGCUGUAGAAACUCUGAUACUGACAGGUUAUAAUAAGUUGAAACAUGCAGCACUUAAUGCCAGGAUUUGACGUUCUGAUCUCACAAGUGAGAAAAACAGGCGGAUUUUACAUGACCACCUUUGCUCUUUUUCUUUACCACGUUGUGUUUGAUGAACACUUGAAAUGCUUAUGUAAAUAUGGUGUUAAACCAGAGGUUACUUAUAACCAUUGUCACGUCUACAUGGUGUUGCCAACUGUCAUCUUGUUUCUCUUGACUCUCUGGAUGGAUGGACAGUUUCAACGUAUCUUGAGAAUUACAUGCAGAGGUAAAUGUAAUUUGUGGGGAAGACUGUUGGCAAUCCUCAUUAAGGCGGCUGCUAUAGGGUUUCUGUGGGUUGUGUCUGUACUCCUUGAUGGGGACUGGUACGUGUGCUAUCAAAGAACAGAGCUUCCCUGCAAGAACAACACUAAUGAGACACACUACCAACAGGAACUAGAAAAGCAAAUCGAAUCUCAUUUCAAAAGGGAGUCAGUGGUUAUUGGCUUGGUACUGGUUCUGGUUCUGCUUGUUAUGAAUUCUAUUCUGACUGCAAUACCUUGGAGGGAUAUCUGUUCUAUUCUGACUGCAAAACCUCGGAGGGAUUUCUGUUCUAUUCUGACUGCAAUACUUUGUAUGUGUUACCGUUGUUGUCGGAUUGCAUUUCCUUGUAAUUUGUGCAACUGCAAAAAAAAUUGUUGGAUGACGGACUUUGAAAUCAAAUCUUAUCACAGGACACUAUUUGAGGAGUAUAUUUGCGAACAGAUAGAAAUUGUUAUUGAAAACGACUUAAAGACAACAGCUAAGGAGUGUGUAGUUCUUAAAAUCAGAGAACUACUACAGCCCUCUUCGACUGCAGUCCUUUCAGACACCACCACACAGGGAGGAGGCGGGGCAAGCAGCAGCUCCACCCGUCCUGAGGUGGAAGAUAGUAGGAGCAGCUCCAUCCGUCCUGAGGUGGGAGAUAGAGUGAUCACCCUUGACAACCUUGAUUUUGACAAGAUAUCUGAUCUACAUUCUCGUAUAAUCAGCUCUUUGUUCCCUGAACCUCCCAGUUCUUCAGCCCCUGCAACCCCCCAACAGCCCAAACAGGGAGAAGACGGGCCAAGAAGCCAGGAAGUAAGAAUGAGACUGUUAGACGACAGUGAUGGCUGAGAGAGCUGUUCUAAACUAUCUUUAUUUCUAGGCUAUAACCAAUGUAACCUUGAUUAAUGCAUAUGUGUUAAUAUAACCAGUGAAUUAUAUUUUGUUACU